Hemiscyllium ocellatum (epaulette shark) is the source of this 1636-nucleotide messenger RNA. RefSeq names its product neuronal migration protein doublecortin-like. The coding region runs from base 156 to 1289 and encodes 377 amino acids. The record is from RefSeq and is a predicted model, not a curated record. Lineage: Eukaryota; Metazoa; Chordata; Chondrichthyes; Orectolobiformes; Hemiscylliidae. The transcript has 8 exons. Gene Ontology annotation, biological process: intracellular signal transduction; retina development in camera-type eye; photoreceptor cell development. Gene Ontology annotation, cellular component: axoneme.
GAAGCCCCCGUUUCUCCCAUUUGUGGGUCUGGCUCGCCCGAGCGCAGACAACAAAAGCAGACUUGGAUUGUCUCUGUCUCUCUGCAUCCACACCCUGUCCACACUGCACACAAUUUGGUUUGUUUGAUCUUCAAUUCUGAUCAAUUAACUGAAGCAUGUUCCAAGAUAAAGAGCUGGAUUUCGGCCAUUUUGACGAAAGGGACAAGACACGUUACUCAAAGGGUUCAAGGAUGAAUGGUUUACCAAGCCCCACACACAGUGCUCAUUGCAGUUUCUACCGCACCCGAACCUUGCAGGCCCUUACCACUGAGAAGAAAGCCAAGAAGGUCCGCUUCUAUCGUAAUGGGGAUCGGUACUUCAAGGGCAUUGUGUAUGCAAUAUCUGCAGAUCGCUUCCGUUCCUUUGACGCUCUGCUGGCAGACCUGACCCGAACCUUGUCUGAUAAUGUGAACCUCCCACAGGGAGUUCGCAUUAUCUUUUCCAUUGAUGGGCUUGGGAAGAUUACCAGCCUUGAUGAACUGGAGGAAGGAGAGAGUUAUGUUUGCUCAUCUCAUGACAUCUUCAAAAAGGUGGAUUACACCAAAAAUGUAAAUCCCAAUUGGUCUGUGAACGUCAAAGCCUCUGCUACCCAGAAAGUACCACAGUCUCUGGCCAGUGCCAAGCACAUGACUGAGGUCAAAGAAACCAAGGACUUUGUUCGCCCAAAACUCGUGACUGUCAUACGGAGUGGAGUCAAACCACGGAAAGCAGUGAGAGUUCUGCUCAACAAGAAAACAGCACACUCCUUUGAGCAAGUUCUUACUGACAUCACUGAGGCCAUCAAGCUGGAGACUGGGGUAGUGAAGAAGUUAUACACCUUGGAUGGCAAGCAGGUGUCAUGCCUACAAGACUUUUUUGGGGAUGAUGAUGUGUUCAUUGCUUGUGGCCCAGAAAAGUUCCGAUAUGCCCAAGACGAUUUUUCACUGGAUGAAAACGAGGUGCACAGAAGUCGGACGCUGGGAGGUUUUGAUGUUGAAUGUCGUGUGGUGAAGACAAACCCUGGAGGCAAAUCAACUAAUGCCUCACAAAGGUCCACAGGCAAGAGCUCUGGAGCUUCACGUCGCAGUAAGUCUCCUGCAGACUCUGCUAAUGGAACCUCUAGCAGCCAGCUCUCCACUCCCAAGUCCAAUAAGUCUCCAGUCUCAACACCCAUUUCGACACCAACCAGCCCAGGCUGCCUUCGCAAGCACAAGGAUCUGUAUCUGCCGCUUUCUCUGGAUGACUCAGACUCACUGGGUGACUCGAUGUGAGCCAGAUGAGUGAUGGAAGGCUGGAAUUCGCCAUCUGAACCAGUGAGACUUGGAAAAGGAAUUCUGCCCAGUUUGCAGAGGUUAUUGAUCUUGGUGUUCACUAAUUGCCAAGUGGCACCAAAACAAAAUUGCCCUGUUUUUAACAGUUUGUCCUUCUCAUGAGAAACCUAGUAUCUUGGAAUAUCACUGCCUUUUUCUAAACAUCAGAUAUGAAGCACUGUGAGAAUAUUUCAUAAUAACACAAGCAGGUCUCUUGUACGUCACUUGUUCUUUGAAAUUUAUGGUCCCUGGUUUUGUUUUUUCAAUGGUGCUGUGUGAUUUUCCAUUUCUCUUUGAUAUUUGAUGUG